This is a messenger RNA of Diabrotica virgifera virgifera (western corn rootworm), 585 nucleotides long. RefSeq lists its product as uncharacterized. Bases 57 to 533 code for a protein of 158 amino acids. NCBI's taxonomy places the organism in Eukaryota, Metazoa, Arthropoda, Insecta, Coleoptera, Chrysomelidae. The transcript has 2 exons. The record is from RefSeq and is a predicted model, not a curated record. Gene Ontology annotation, molecular function: protein binding.
CUAAAAAAUCUAAAUCAAACCAAAACUUUGAAAGUUACCUACAAAACGUACAAAUCAUGUCAGGGUACACAAAAAUACUUUUACUGGCAUCCCUUUAUACAUUUUUGGGGGCUGCGGCAGUUGAAUACAAAACUGAUUUGAAAUAUAUCCAAGCAGAAAAACAUUACCCGCUACCAGAGUUUAAUUCGGACGGGGUGGCUUUUGAUAGGUUAGUGGCCGAUCAGUCCCAAGGAAUAGAAGACAAUAAUAAUGGUAAUUAUGGUGACCUGGUUUUUAAGGAGAGAGGCCAAAGAGAUCAGCUGUUGUUUAGAGAAGUUCUCAUAAAUAAUGGCAAGUCUUCUGCCCCACAAGAUCUAAUUUGGAUCGCUAAUAUACCUGAAACUACCAUAUCAUCAGUCAGAUGUCUUAACUUUGGAAGAGAACGGGCUUUCUGUUAUAGCAUUGAGGUGGCAGGAGGGGAUACUCGAGUUGUCUUAAAACUUGGAGCUUUUGUAGAUCCGAGAGUCAUGAUUGAGGUAUAUGGUUACAACUAAAUGUAUGUAUGAUAUUAUGUGCAAAAAUAAAAGAUGUAUUACAAUUAAAAAA